Molecule: messenger RNA, 810 nt
Organism: Symbiodinium sp. CCMP2456
Lineage: Eukaryota; Dinophyceae; Suessiales; Symbiodiniaceae
Source: the annotation of a GenBank genome assembly
AUGGAGCCGGCCAGCGGGAGUGUGAACAAGAUGGACAAGAAGGCCCUGGAGGGGCUGGAUGCCCGGACCGAGAGCACGAAAGUGCCAGACGAUGCCAGGGAGGACUUGGUGGAGGACCCGCCUUCCGAGAAUGAGACAGCAACCUCCACCAAGAGGUCCCAGAGCAAGCCGGAGCAUGGAAGAGGCCCUAUGAGGGUCGCUUAUCAGGCCAAGAAAGCUUUGAUCCACAAAGGGGUCAUCACGAAGAAAGAGGCAGCGAAACUUGGUCCGGAAGAGAUCAUGGUGAUGGUGAAGAAGUACCGCAAGGGGAACUCCAUCCUCUCGGAGGUCCUGCUGCAGCAGCUGGAGGAGAACCAGAAGGAGGACCUCUUCAAGAGGCUCUUCGAAGAGCACCAAGAGACCCCGGACAUGAAGAUCCCGCAGAUCACGGACGAGCAGGUCCUGCAGGCCGACGAGGUGCUGCUGGCCAACUACCUGUACCAAAAGUGCCCGUUCUGCAAGAAGUACUUGGACGAGGUGCACGUGAAGACCCCGCAGCACCGCAUCUACAUGAAGGAGCACCUCCAGUCCAGCUAUUUGCUGACCGGCGAGCCCGGCGACAUGAAGUACUUGGACGUGAAGAACUCGUUUCUGAGGGUGAGGCGAUUCGGUGGCGGGCUGAAGGAGCUCAGCCUCAGUGGGGCUUUGGAGUACUGGGGUAAUGUGGAGACCCUUCCCUCGCUGGUGAAGUCGAUGCACGAGAAGAAGCCCAUGAAGGUGAAGUACGGCGAGUCCAAAAAAGCGAAAACUUUCGACUUGCCGAAGGAGGAG